Molecule: messenger RNA, 16301 nt
Organism: Podarcis lilfordi (Lilford's wall lizard)
Lineage: Eukaryota; Metazoa; Chordata; Lepidosauria; Squamata; Lacertidae
Source: the annotation of a GenBank genome assembly
UUUCGCUUUGCAUCGCCGCCGCCUCCUCCUCCUCCUCUCCCUCGCCGCCGGUGCAGCGGCUGCAUCCGCUUUUCUUUCGGUUUCCUUUCUUGCGCGCGUCUUCUUCGGCGAGGAUGGCGGAAUGGCGGUGGGGGACGGAGGAGGAGGACCGAGCAGGCGAGGAAGAGGAGGGGGAGGAGGAAGAAGAAGAAGAGGAGGAAGGAUUAUGGGAGUACGAUUCCACCUGGGAAGAGGAGGAAGAAGAGGAGGAGGGAGGAGAAGAAGAAGGUGGAAGGCAACUGGAGGGAGAUGUGGGGAGGAAGGACUCGGGGGCGGCUCCAGCCGCUGACAAAGACGCAGGAAUUCAAGAGAAGCCCCAGCCCAGCAGCAGCCCAGGCUGGUGGUCGCCCUCCGGUAGCCAGGUGAGGGUCUUUGCCUAUGGCUUUGGGGGGGGGGGUUGGAUAUAAAGUGGUCUUUGAUCCCUUCCGGGUCUCUGCAGAGAAGGAGGCAAGGGCGGGGGUCGUGUGUGCGCGCGCUCUAAUAAUAAUAAUAAUAAUUUAUUAUUUAUACCCCACCCGUCUGGCUGGGCGGCUUCCAGCAGAAUAUUAAAAUACAAUAACCUAUUAAACCUUAAAAGCUCCCCUAAACAGGGCUGCCUGUUUAGCGCAUAUAAAUAAAUCCAUUUACUGGAGAGGUUGCAGCGCACGAUUUCUUUCCCAACGUGGUGGUGUUUUUUUCAGAAGGGGCUCGUUUGCGGCUGUUAAUGUGGGGAGGGGCGGCGUGAUCGGAAGGGAGAUCACUGUUACCGUUCGCCUUACGUAACUCGACCUCUCCCUCCCGGGGAAACAGAAACGAAAAGCCCUCUCUUAGACGUCUCCACGAUCAGAAAUAUUUGAGAGAGUGCCAGCCGGGCACGGGACGCUGCUCCCGUCUCCCUCGGCCUCAAAGGGUCGGGCGCACGUCUUGUUGCAGAUCCUUGCAUUUGCAAAGGGGUCUCUUUUCCAGCGUUUCCCAAACCUGCGGGGAUACAGGAAGUUGGGCGAUGGCUAGAUACUGUUAUUAAGCGCUUAUAGUGGUGCUGGGGAGGGUGCAAAGGUGUUUUUAACUGUCCUGUUCCUUCCUCCUAAUUGCAGGAACACUCUCAGUGGUUGUCUCAUUUAUUUAUAUUUUUCUGCUCUAGGCUAGGGUUGUGGGAAGCUGGGCAAUGGAGUUUGCCUAAGGACGCUCAAAGGAGUUUUUGGCUUAACUGGCAUCUUGAACCCAGAUUUUUCAAUGGCAGGCCUUGCAUCGCAGAAGCCUUCUGCUUCAGAAUGCGGAAGGUGUGCGGUCACACUUCUGAAAGCUCACUUGUCAUUUUUUAAAAAUAUAUAUAGAAAAGUUUCCCCCUGGGAAGAAAGGUUCUAGGCCAGCCAUCUUUUAAUUGCUUGGCUAAUGCAGCAGUUUAUAGAAACAUUUUGUGUUUUAGUUGAAACCCAAAACAUUAACCACCGUUCUAAUUCAUUACAUUAAUGUUUAUUGCUGUAUUGUGUUUUUAAUAUUUGAUUGGGAGCAGCCCAGAGUGGCUGGGGAGACCCAGCCAGAUGGGCGGGGGUAUAAAUAAUAAAUUAUUAUUAUUAUUACAUUAAUAUACCACACAUCCAGCUGAAUUCUUGGGGGCAUUCACAGUAAGGUACGGAAUGAUGAUGUACAGUAUGAUUUAAAAAAAAACAAUGAUGUGCAUUUCACAAUAAAACUUUUACAACCAAAGUUACAUUACAAAGCAGAAAACACAGCCCAAGAAACCUUAAACCCAGCAGAUGAAACAGUUAAUACCAUGGUAAAAAAAAAUAAAAAAAAAAUUACUAGGCGAUAGUUGCAUAAUUAUGAAACUUUUUAAAAAUAAGUCUGUUACUUCUUAUUUUAUGCAUUUUCACAUGUCACUUUAAUGCUUAACCAUAGUUAAAAAUAAGCUGUGGUUUAAUGCAAAUGGCCAGCUAUUUGUUGCACGCUGCACAAAACUUUGCUCCUCCCCUGCUCCCACUGUCACAGUAUUGGCGAAGGAGCAAGCCACAGGCUGGUAUCAUAUUACGUGUGAACCAGCACUCCUGGUUUGUGUGGAGAGAAACAAACCAUGAAUACUGGGUUACAUAUGUAAAGUGCGGUCAGCUUCUAGUUUGUUCCCUCCCCAGCUCAACAGGAGCAGGGGAGGAACAAAUGAAAGCACUCUGCUCAUUCACAUUAAACCAUGCUUUGUUUUUAACUACAGUUUAGUGUCAUGUGCAAACAAAGCUUAUCCAGCCUUCCUUUUAAUAAAUCAACUCCCAUUGGAUAUUGAAGGUGAGUAGACCUAUUCUGUUUCUUCAGCCUAGGGGAAAAGAGAAAGAAAGGGCCGCAAGAAAAUAAUAAUUAUUUAUACUCCACCCAUCUGGCUGGGUUUCCCCAGCCACUCUGCGCGGCUCCCAACAGAAUAUUAAAAGCAUGAUAAAACAUCAAACAUUAAAAAUUUCCCUAGACAGGGCUGCCUUCAGAUGUCUUCUAAGUCAGAUAGUUGUUUAUUUCCUUGACAUAUGAUGGGAGGGCGCCACUACUGAGAAGGCCCUCUGCCUGGUUCCCUGUAACCUCACUUUUCGCAGGGAGGGAACUGCCAGAAGGCCCUCGGAGCUGGACCUCAGAGUCCAGGCUGAACGGAGGGGGUGGAGAUGCUCCUUCAGGUAUAUCUUGCAUCUCCUAUAACAGAGAAAUGGAAACUAAUAUUUGGAUUUGGUUUUGCUGUGCAACUUGCAAGAAACGAAACUGAAAUACAAUAGUGCCUGUGUAAGGCACUCUCAUAUAUCAGUUUCUAAGUUUGCACUGAUUCUUAGGAAGCAACCUGAAAAGGUCAGGACUGCUGGUGUAGAUGCCAAAUUUAAUACCAAUCUGCUUUUUGGCUGAUACACCCAGAUCAGCUGAGUAGGAGAGUCACCUCCCAGUUCUGUAUCUGUGUUGCUUUUCUUGCUGCUGCUGCUGCUGCUGUCAAAAUUAGUGGGGUGGGUCACACACAAAAAUUGCUUGGAAGCCAUAUCUGGUUUCAAACUGGGAGUUAAACAUCCCCAUUACAUAAUAGAACUACAUAAUAGAAAGUAUUAAUAAGCGAACAUGAAUUUAAAAGGGGGGGUAGCCAUUCCAGGUAUGAAAUUAAUUGACUGCUUUUUCAUGAAGUUCAAAACUUUCUUUGGUCCAGGAUGGGAUGUUCCGGGUAAAUAAUAAUAUAAUAGUUUAUUAUUUAUACCCCACCAAUCUGGCUGGGUUUCCCCAGCCAUUCUGGGCAGCUCCCAACAGAAUAUAAAUAAUAUGGUAGAACAUCAAACAUUAAAAACUUCCCUAAACAGGGCUGCCUUCAGAUGUCUUCUAAAAGUCAGAUAGUUGUUUAUUUCCUUGACAUCUGUUGGGAGGGCAUUCCACAGGGCGGGUGCCACUACUGAGAAGGCCCUCUGCCUGGUUCCCUAUAACCUCAUUUCUUGCAGGGAGGGAACCACCAGAAGGCCCUCGGCGCUGGACCUCAGAGCCCAGGCUGAACGAUGGACAUGGUGACUCUCCUUAAGGUAUAAUGGGCCGAGGCACUCCUUGGCCAGAAAAGCAAAUUUUCUACUCUUGGCCAGUUACCAGAACUAUUGAAUGCAAUGCUUGAAAAAAAGGUUCCUGUGAAGGCGUUUGUUUGGAUGCAACUGUCAUCAAGCAACAAAGAAAUAUUAUUUCUGAGUUAUUCCACACACCAAUCUUCUUCAACCUGGUGUGUUUCAGAUGUUUUGGACUACAAAUCCCAUCAGCACCAGCCAGCAAUCAGGGUUGAUGUGAGUUGUAGUCCCCAGAUCUGGUGGGAUUCCAGGUUGGAAAAGACUGCCACAAACUAUUCACUGAUUCUUGUUUAGUUUUCUGAUAGUGGUCAUAGGAGUUGCACCACUGAUAUGACUCUCCCUUCUUGACCUUGCAAUUCUAUGACCGCUUAAUAUUUCGAGAAAUAACGAAGAACCACAAUGAACCAAAUGAAGAGGGUUUUUUUGUCAGGUGUUGGUGAAAUGCGUUCGUUCUAACUGUUGAUACCAAUAUCCUAAAUGUUUCUAAAACCUUUAAAUGUCCUGUUUUCUCUCUGCAGGAGUGGCAACGGCCAAACCUUGCCUCCGUGAGCUUUAGAAAACGCACGGUAGGUGUUUUCUUUUUUUUAGUUUUGUGCCUUUUAAAGAAUUGGACUGUGUGGUCUUCUCCUGUAGCCUUUGGCUGUUUGAUCCAAUGCAAGUGAGCAAGUUUGGUGAUCUUGCUGUUUUCAUGCCUUCCUGAGCUGAAGAACCAGUUUUGAACUGCAAAGAAUCUAAACUAUAAAGGCUGAAGUAGCUUGUUAGGCCCAGUAGCUACCAAUUAGUUUCCGGGCUCAGUUGGAAUUGUUGGGUUUGAUCUAUAAAAGCCUUACGAGGCUCAAGACCCCAAUCUCCCCUCUGGUUGCCCCACCUCUCCAAUACCAUUUUUGUUCAGGCCUUAAGACCCAUUAAAUUUUUGUAGGACCAUUGUUAGCCACCUUCUAUGAGCUCUGUACGAGGAAGGGUAGGAGGCAAGACAUCAAAUAGCAUAGUUGCUUUGCAAACUUAUGUACAGUGGUACCUCGGGUUAAGUACUUAUUUCAUUCCGGAGGUCCGUUCUUAACCUGAAACUGUUCUUAACCUGAAGCACCAAUUUAGCUAAUGGGGCCUCCUGCUGCUGCUGCUGCACAAUUUCUGUUCUCAUCCUGAAGCAAAGUUCUUAACCCGAGGUACUAUUUCUGGGUUAGCGGAGUUUGUAACCUGAAGCUUCUGUAACCCGAGGUACCACAGUACUGUAGAGGAGAGUGGUGCAAAAGUUGCACUUGUCCCUUUAAUAAGAAGGCAUCAUGGCCAUUCUCUUGCAGCAUGUGUUCGUGUGGAUGUUGUCACCCUUCCCGUUAUUGGGGUGCCUCUUCUCGCCACGUUAGUCCAGUGCGAGGGUAGGGGAGCCUGAACACUGAGCAGCAAAUGUCUCUCUGUCUGGCCCUUGGAACUGUCCCCAGGCCAGACCUGUCACUGGCCCUGCAUCCCACCCCAUAUGUUUUUGCCAGGAUGGAACUUGUCCUCCUUGAACUCUACUGAUGCUUCUUGGUGGAGGCAUUGGGGGGGGGAGAGAGAGGUGUGUGUGUGUGUGUGUGUGUGUGUGCACACACACACACACGCAUAGAAACUAACCUGCUGCCCAGGGGUCAGAUUUACAUUUCCUGUUCCACUCACUUGGACCUGAAAGGGACCUUUGGGUUCAUCUAGUCCAAGACUUCCCAAACUUGGGUCUCCAGCUCUUUUUGGACUACAAUUCCCAGCAUCCCUGACCACUGGUCCUGCUAGCUAGGGAUGUUGGGAGUUGUAGUCCAAAAGCAGCUGGAGACCCAAGUUUGACAAACCCUGAUCUAGUCGAACUUCCUACAAUGCAGGAAUAGGCAGCUGUCCUGUACGGGGAUUGAACCUGCAGCCUUGGCAUUAUCAGCACCAUGCUCUAUCCAACUGAGCUGUGGCCCUCAGAAGUUUGCGCAGAAGAGAAUGUGGCUCUCGGCCAAGGAGAACUCUGAGGGCAUGGCUUCCCGUAAAAAUAUCACUUGAGAGCAUGAUGGGAGUGAACCAGUAAACCAUUUGGCAUGCAGUGAUUCAGCUACCCUGAUUGAGGUUUCACUAUUCAUGGAACCUGACUGCUUGUUCCGUGAUGUGGGAUGCUAAAAAUAAAGCCAUGGCGGUCUGCUUACAAACUGUGCAGAGAGUUGAUACACAGAGGCAAGGUUGGCAAUUGAGCAGGAAGCCCAAGCCUCAAGCUCUCUUCUAGCAAAGCAGCCCUAUGUUCAGUAAAUGUAUGGCAAAGCACGCCAAUGGCAUUCUCUCCCCAUGGCAUCCACAUCACUAGUGCUGUGCACCGGAUUCAGCCCCACCCUGAGCCGAAUCAGGCCUAUUCAGAGGGAGUUGGGCGAGUCGGGUUCAGACAACCAUGGUUUGCUGUGGGUCGGGUUGGAGGGCCCUGAGCAAUCCGUGGCUGUUGGGGAGCAGGCCGUGAAAGCCCAGCGAAAAAUCCAAGGACCAGACCCAACUUCCAGCCUGCCUUGCACUCUCCUUCCUGCCUGAUGACUCCCUGCCUUGGAUCACAGCUGUUGAUAAUAAUAAUAAUAAUUUUAUUAUUUAUACCCUGCCCAUCUGGCUGGGUUUCCCCAGCCACUCUGUUGAGGUGAGCGAGGAAUUCUGCAGCCUGCAGGUGAUACUCUGCAAACAGCAACCAAGAUCGAUCACCCUGCUUGGAGCAACUUACUUGGGGCCAUAUCUGGGGCAGGGUGGUGGUUCCCAGAGCAGGGUGUGGGGGGGAGGGUGCAGAACCCCAUAAAAGUCACCCCUGUGCCUUCACUGAGCAUAGGCCUGCUGAUUUAGUAAUGCCAAGAGUAUGAGAGUAUGUGGCGAGCCGGACUAUCUCGCCAGAGUGGUGCAUGCUCUGCUUAUCUCUCAUUUGGACUACUGCAAAGCGCUCUAUGUGGGGCUACCUUUGAAGCUAACUUGGAAACUACAACUAAUCCAGCAUGCGGCAGCUAGACUGGUGACUGGGAGCAGCCACCGAGACCACAUAGGUCUUGAAAAAACCUACAUUGGCUCCCAGUACGUUUCUUAGCACAAUUCAAAGUGUUGGUGCUGACCUUUAAAGCCCUAAAUGGCCUCGGUCCAGUAUACCUGAAGGAGCGUCUCCACCCCCAUUGUUCUACCUGGACACUGAGGUCCAGUGCCGAGGGCCUUCUGGCAGUUCCCUCGCUGUGAGAAGCCAAGUUACAGGGAACCAGGCAGAGGGCCUCCUCGGUAGUGGCAUCCGCCCUGUGGAACGCCCUCCCACCAGAUGUCAAAGAGAAAAAUAACUACCAGACUUUUAGAAGACAUCUGAAGGCAGCCCUGUUUAGGGAAGCUUUUAAUGUUUGAUGGAUUACUGUAUUUUGUUGGAAGCCGCCCAGAGUGGCUAGGGAAGCCCAGCCAGAUGGGCAGGGUAUAAAUAAUAAAUUAUUAUUAUUAUCAUUAUCGUCCACUAAACAUGAGCACUGCAUCUAAAAUAGAUUUUCAUAGCAUUCUAGAGUUUCAAGGGACCCUGAGGAUCAUCUAGUCCAACCCCCCUACAGUGCAGGAAUAUUCAAGUGUCCCAUACAGGGAUUGAACCUGCAACCUUGGCGUUUUCAGCACCACGCUGUAACCAGCUGAGCUAUCCAGGCUUCUCUGGAAUUUUGCUCCCUUCAAUCUAAGUAACUUUGCACUUUGCAUUGUCAAUAUGGAAGGACUACAUUGGCUUUUGUGGUGGCCUGGAGGGUUUUUUAUAGGGAUAAUUCAGCUUCACAGCCCCUCCCGUAACUCUCGCCGCUCCCCCUCUCUCUUAGAACGCAGCUGGUCGCAACUGGAUGGCAGCAAAAGAUAUGCAGAAAUACAGGCAACAUUAUCCGGUAAGAGUGUGUUGAUCAUCGUUCAUAACAAGAGACUGCUAGCUGGCUGUGCCAUUCAUUUAUUGUACGCCGAUCCGGUAUAUAACCCCCCCAGUGAUCCACGUAACUAAGAUCUGAAUGGCGCUUAAUUUAGAAAGGAAACCUCCCAAUCAGGGGUAGCCAACCUGGUGCUCUCCAGAUGUUGUCACAUCAGCCCCAGUCAGCAUCACGCCCAUGGCCAGGAGUGAUGGGAGCUUCUCUCCAGCAAUGAAAUCAUUGGUUCCAAAAAAAAAGAAAAGGCUAUUUCUGAUGUCCCAAUUAAGUCUGCUAAAGGGGUGUGGCACGCAACAGGUUGUGUGUGGUCAAGAUUUUCCUGGGGUAGCUCAGUAAUAGAUCAUCCACAUUCUCCACUGAUGUUUCUUCCUUCCUUCCUCAGGGUUUGGAAGAAACAGAAAUGAGAGAGGAGAAAAUGUGGAAUUUGAGGUUUUACAAAAACGAGAUGAGUUUUCAGCCUAAUGGUAUGGCUUUUGAUAUUAUUCUCUCUUUUCCCCAAGGCAAAUGUUAGCUCUUGCUCCCCCCCCCCCCACUGGCCCUUGACAUGGGAGUGAAUUGUAUUUGGUUUUUAGAACGCUAUUUAUUUAUGCCUGUUCCUGCAGAAAUGAUUGAAGGCCUGUAUAUAUUUCCUACAGCUGUUCCCCCUGGAAGGCAAAAUUAAAUCUGUAAAAGGGAACCCGUUGCAUUCUGCUGUUGCAAGGAGCAGGUUUCGUUCUCUCUUUUCCUGGGGCAAAAGGCCUCUGUCUCUCCCGCAGGUGUUUAUGAAUUCUUCCUCACAAUACACCAGGAUAGGUCAGCCAUGCAGUAAUUCCCUGAGUGGUGGAGAUUGCCUGGGAAAUCCACACGGCUUGGAACACUGGAAAUUGCAUUGUAUCAAGUCAGGCCAUUGGCACAUCUAACUUAGUAUUGCCUGCACGGACUGGCAGCAGCUCUCCAGGGUUGUAAGCGGGGGACACAAGUACUCUCAGCCUGGAUAGCUCAGUUGGUUAGAGCAUGGUGCUGAUAUCGCCGAGGUUGCAGGUUCAAUCCUCCUGCAUUGCAGAGGGUUGGACUAGAUGAUCCUGAGGGUCCCUUCCAACUCUGAUUCUCUUUUCCUGAAGCCUCCAUCAAUUGGCAUUCAGAGGCAUAUGACCACCAACUGUGGAAGUACAGCACAGCCGUCAUGGCUGGUAGCCAAUUGCUAGCUCUGUCCUCCAUAAUUUUGUCUAAUCCUCUUUUCACGACACCCAAGUCAGUGGCCAUUGCUGCCUCUUGUAGCAGCAAAUCCUAUAGUUUUUGCACUGUGUGAAGAAGCUGUUUUGCCCAUUCUGAAUCUCCCUCCCUCCAGUGUCAAAGGGACAUGGGUGGCGCUGUGGUCUAAACCACGGAGCCUCUUGGGCUUGCCGAUCAGAAGGUUGGUGGUUCUUCGAAUCCCCACAACAAAGUGAGCUCCCGUUGCUCUGUCCCAGCUCCUGCCAACCUAGCAGUUCAAAAGUAUGCCAGUGCAAGUAGAUAAAUAGGUACCAUUGUGGUGGGAAGGUAAACAGCAUUUCCGUGUGCUCUGGUUUCCGUCACAGUGUUCCGUUGUGCCAGAAGCAUUUUGGUCCUGCUGGCCACAUGACCCAGAAAGCUGUCUGUGGACAAACACCGGCUCCCUCAGCCUGAAAGUGAGAGGAGCGCUGCAACCCCAUAAGUCCCCUUUGACUGAACUUAACUGUCCAGGGGUCCUUCCUAUUUUUUUACCCAGGCAUUUGGUGGCUGCAGAAUACUAUUCCUGGCAUCCCCAGGAUUGCUGUUUAUUAUAUAACUGCAACUGACUUUAGAUGUUUUUAAUUGUUUUUGGAAUGUUUUAGCUGUGUUUGAAAGUUUUGCUUGGGUUUUGUUUUGAAUUGAGUAUCUGUUUGCCACCCUGGGCAUCUUCGGGAGGAAGGGCAGCGUAUAAAUUCAAUUAAUAACAGUGGGGGAAUCUCUCCAUUUAGAUGCUGUACCUAAUUUUAGACCCUUCUUAUGUUUCCCAUCCUCUUCUAGGCCUCCUUAUUGAAGAUCUCCUUGAGAUGUGGCAUAACGACUAUGUAACUCUGGAAGAAAACCAUUCAUAUAUCCAGUGGUAAGUGGCCCCCGUUAGAUAUUCUAAUGGCACAUGGGGGCGGGGAGUGCUGUAGGCUGUUUUCUGUUUUUGGACAUUCCUGUUCUUUCCUUUCCAAUUCUCCUCUUCUUUGGAGGCUCCCCAAAAUCUGAGCCAGAGCAUCUUCCAGAGGGGCUGUAACACACUUCCUUUGGGUGGGACUGCAAUGAAAAACAAGGUUAUUUCCAUCAAAUAUUGUUAAUAGUGAAUUGCAGCUUGCAUUCUAGAAACAUAGACGUGUACUGGGCUACCACGGUUCGUGCCCUCACCCACCAAUGAGCAUAACGUUAAAAAGCAUCAGUCCCUGUGCUGUAUGCAUAUUCAAGGUUUUGAUGAUGAUAAUAAUAACAAUAAUAAUAAUAAUAAUAAUUUAUUUAUUUAUUUAUACCCCGCCCAUCAGGCUGGGCUUCCCCAGCCACUCUGGGCGGCUUUCAACAGAAUAUUAAAAUACAAUAAUCUAUUAAACAUUAAAAGCUUCCCUAAACAGGGCUGGCUUCAGAUGUCUUCUAAAGGUCUGGUAGUUGUUUUUCUCUUUGACAUCUGGUGGGAGGGCAUUCCACAGGGUGGGUGCCGCUACCGAGAAGGCCCUCUGCCUGGUUCCCUGUAACCUCACUUCUCGCAGCGAGGGAACCGCCAGAAGGCCCUCAGCACUGGACUGAUGGCUGAUGCAAAGCUCUACUCCAGUUACUUGUUAAAAUGCUUGGGGGGUGUGGCACUCACACAAGUGCGUCACGUGUUGGUCUAAGGGUUUGGGUAGGAUGCUCUGGCAAGAUGUGAGCAGGUCCUAGGCAGUUUGGGGGUUGAUAUUCCAGCAAUAAAAACCUUAAACCAGUUGCCAGCCGGUGCAGAUCCCAUUAAUAGUGUAUCCUCCUCUCAAGCCUAACUUUGGGGGUUAGGGGGUACCAGGGAAGGCCUCUGAGGCCACCUGUGCACCUGCGGGCACCAUGUUGCAGACCUCUGGUUUAAUGUGUAGCCAACUUUCUGAAGUCUUGAAGAUGUGGGUCAUAGCUAAAUAAACUGACCCAUUUUCAGGCUUAAUCAGGGUCUCUUGGGUAUUUCUGCAGAAGUUAAGUUUUCUGUGCAAUGCGGAAGAAUCCUUGCAGCUCUGUCACACUCGUGGCAGUUGGUAAGAAAACUUGAGCCAGGGGCAUAAUUGUCUCUUCUAAAUGGCUGCUUCCAGAAGUUGCUCAUCAGGCGAGGCAGAACCUUUAUACUCACUCCCGACCAAGCGGGGUCACCGUUGCUUGCCAGAAGGGAUGAGAGGACAAGGAGGUCCGCGCAGUGCAGCUGCACCGGUGGAAACAAUCUGGUGCUCCUGCCAGCGUGUUUGCACCCCAUCAACCUUCCUGCUGCAGCAGCAGCCAACUUUCCAGGAACCUGGGCUGCGGCGGUGGGAGUUGGGAUCCAACAACAUCUUGAGGGGCACCGUGCUGGAUUCUGUGCCUCUCAGCAAUCGGAAUGUCCUGCUUGUUUCUGGGCUAAAUUCUUGUUUUCUUUGCAGACUUAAUCCCCUCUUUGUUUGACUUCCUUCCAGGUUAUUUCCUUUGCGUGAGCCGGGAAGGAACUGGCGCGCGCGGCUUCUCACCUGUCAAGAAAUCCAGGUAGGAGGCCUCUUGCCCUUUAAAGAUUGCCUUUAAAACCACAGGUAGAGGGAAAUGGAUUCUGAGUUUUCUGCUUUCUUUUUACACCCAUUUAUGAAAUAAUAGCAACUCUUGACUGUAGUGGCUUUGGCGGUAUGAAUGCUGGGGCCCAUAAGACCUGUCUCGAUUUCCCCACUUCCAUGCUAGCUCCAGUCACCCAGGAAUUGCCAGAGGUGUCUUCCCUCUAGCUUUUGGUCAGAGGAUGGAGAUAGGCCUCUGGUUCACCCAGUGAGGUGACCCACAACCUGCAUUGCUAGCUAUCAGGACUGAAGGGAGUUAUAGCUCAAAAUACACGGAGGGCACCAGAAUGAAGGGUGUUGAGUUGCUCCUUGAUGGAACACCUUGGCCAACUUCUAAAGUUGCUGCUGUUGUUUCAGUUCUAAAAUGUAUAGCUGUUCAUACAGCAUCUUGCACUAGGGACACGGGUGGUGUUGUGGGUUAAACCACAGAGCCUAGGACUUGCCAAUCAGAAGGUCAGCGGUUCGAAUCCCCAUGACGGGGUGAGCUCCCGUUGCUCGGUCCCUUGUCCUGCCAACCCAGCAGUUCGAAAGCACGUCAAAGUGCAAGUAGAUAAAUAGGUACCGCUGCGGCGGGAAGGUAAACGGUGUUUCCAUGCGCUGCUCUGGUUCGCCAGAAGCAGCUUAGUCAUGCUAGCCACAUGAUCCAGAAGCUGUAUGCCGGCUCCCUCGGCCAAUAAAGCAAGAUGAGCGCCGCAACCCCAGUCGGCCAUGACUGGACCUAAUGGUCAGGGGUCCCUUUACCUUUACCUUUGCAGCAGGUUGUAUAGGUCAAAAACAACACCCACAAAAUCAAGCAGUAAAAUAGUACCAAAUAAGCAAAAAAGUUUAAAUGAGCAGUGCUUAAUUUAAAAAAUAAAAAGUUUCACAAUAUAUUUUUACCUCUGAAUUGUAAUUAAAACCUCAAAGCAGUUUUCAAGUAGAACGAAACAAUGAAGUCCUCAAUAAAGAACAACUGUUUUGUGUCCUGCCCGUUGGCUAUUUCAGGCUUUCAAGAAAUCGAAGGAAGUCAUGGCGAGGUUCGUCAGGGCUUACAAGCUCAUGUUGGACUUCUAUGGAAUCGAGCUGCUAAAUGAGAAAACGGGCGAAUUGCGACGAGCAAAGAAUUGGAGAGAGAGAUUCGAGAACCUCAACCAGUGAGUUGCUUUGCUAGACAGACUUGUGCAUAAAAGUCACCAAGUGGCCUGCACUGCAGUCCCUUGGCUACUGCAGUCAUCAUUCUGGGAAUGGAGUUGAGAGAUGACCUAACCUGGGGAGAAAACAGCAAAGACCUAAUGAAGAGAGCACAGCAGAGGUUAUAUUUUCUGAAAAUCCCCCGGAAAAAUAAUCUCUCAAAGGACCUGUUGAUGGCAUUUUACCAUUGUACUGUUGAGAGUGUAUUAACUUAUGGUCUGUGUGUGUGGUUUGGGAGCUGCACGGUCAGGGAAAAAACAGUGCUGUCCAGGGUUGUAAAGACUGCGGAGAGAAUAAUUGGGUGCACUCUUCCCACCUCGGAUCAAAUCUAUGCUGCCAGGUGCCAUAAGAAAGCUGCAGAGAUAGCGCAGGAUAGUGCACACCCCGGAAAUGAUCUCUUUCAGCUUCUGCCUUCUGGAAGAAGGUACAGGGUUAUAAAGACUAGGACUAGCCGCCUGAGAAACAGUUUUUAUCCAAAUGCGAUUUUGGUUUUAAACGCAGUGUAAGGUAGUCUCUGUGGGAGUAUAUUGUAUUUAAUUAUGGGGUAUCAGAGUUUUUAGGGGGUUAACCAGGCUGGGAUAGCAGGCUUGUUGGUUUUUGAAUGUCUGAUGUAGAUUUUUUCAAUGUCGUUGUUGUGUAUGGGACAAUGACAAUAAAGAUAUCAUAUCAUAUCGUACCAAAUGUGAAUGAAGCUGAGUGAAGCUGGCUUAGUGCUGUGCUUGCAUAGAAAGAGCUAUUCUGUAUUAGUCUCAAGAACAUCAGGACAGCCUUCUGGAUCAAGCCAAUGCCUCAUUUAGUGCAAUAUCCUGUUCCCACAAAGGCCGACCAGAUGCACAUGGGAAGCUUGCAGGCAAGGCACGAGUGCAACACUUCCCUCUCUGCUUGCAAUUCUCUCCCCGCUUGUGAUUCCUGACAUUCAGAAGCGUUACUGCCUCUGAAACAUAACCAUCAUGGCCGGUAGCCAUCAAUACACGAAUGCUCUGUGAGAUGAUGGGCUGCGCUAGGAUCCAUGGAUUUUGCAGUGGGUUUGUGAGUGAACUUGGGCUGUUCUCCACCUCCAGUUCUUGGUCUGGGAUCCUGCAUGGGAACACCAGCUACUUAAGCUGAGUUGUGCUUGAUAGGCUGAGCGCCAUCAAGGCAAAAACAUCCUGCCAACCACAGUUUCUGCAUAAAAGCAUAAUAGAAUUUAUUAUUUGUGCACCGUCCAUCUGACUGGGUUGCUCCAGCUGCUCUGGGCGGCUUCCAACAGAUAUAAAAGCAUAAUAAAACAUCAAACGCUAAAAACUUCCCUAUACAAGGCUACCUUCAGAUGUCUUCUGAAAGUCAGAUACAGUUGUACCUGAAGUUGAACGGAAUCCGUUCCGGAAGUCCGUUCGACUUCCAGAAUGUUGAAAAACCAAAGCGCAGCUUCUGAUUGGCUGCAAGAAGCUCCUGCUGCCAAUCAGAAGCCGCAGAAGCCCCAUUGGAUGUUUGGUUUCCAAAAGAACAUUUGAAAACUGGAACAGUCACUUCUGGGCUUCGAUUGUUGGGAAGCCAAAAUGUUCGAGAACUAGGCUGUUCGACUUCCAAGGUACAACUGUAGUUUAUCUCCUUUGACAUCUGAUGGGAGGGCAUUCCACAGGGAAGGUGCCACUACCAAGAAGGCCCUCUUCUUAGUUCCCUGUAACUUCACUGUUGGCUUGUUCCAUUCCAAAAAGUAAGUGGGAAUGUCCUUUGUAGGAUAUUUGGAUAGUAGCUCCCUUCCGAGCUAGUCAUUUGCCUUCACAAUGUGAGACUUACUUCCCCUUCUUUCUCCCCCUUUCAGGUUCAGCCACAAUAAUUUACGGAUCACUCGUAUCCUGAAGUGCUUGGGAGAGCUGGGCUACGAAAACUACCAGAUGCACCUGGUGAAGUUCUUCCUGACGGAGAUCCUGGUCCACCAGGAGCUCCCGCGGGUGCUGAGAAGUGCCUUGGACUACUUUGUGUUCACUGUCCGGAACAAGCAGCAGCGGAAGGAGCUGGUGCAUUUUGCGUGGCGGCACUUCACGCCCAAGCGGGAUUUCGUCUGGGGCCCGCACAGGAAGCUCCGACGAUUCAAACCCCGGUCCCCAGAAUUCCUGAACAGCGAGCGGCUGGAGGGGGGGCAGAGUGAGGAUGGAGAGGAGACCGCAGGAAAGAGUGAAGUCGAGCAGCAACAUAAAACAUGCCAGAGACUUGAGGAAGAGCCUGCGAGGAGGGAGAGUGUGGAAAACGAUCAAGAUGAGCUGCUGGACAUGACAGGCACCGUUUGCCCUGCUGUAGACCAAACAACCGAUAAUCUGAUUGAGGAGCCUGUAUCCAAAAGUGAUGAUGAGCCUGGGUUUUCAUCCAGUGACUCUGUCCUUAGCAAAGUUAUCGAGGGAGAGCCUUCCUCUGUGAUCUGUGGUGAUGGAUUGCAGGCCGGAGACGCUCUGGAACCCCAAACGAGUCCCGCAGGUGAACACGAAGCUUCAGGUAAGGCGAGUCAACGUGGGCUCUUAACAGCAGAGGAAGUCAAGGCGGAGGAGGACGGCGGGAAAGAAAACACAACGGUUUCUUCGUUUGUCAACUUGGGAAGGCAGGAUCUUGUGGAGGAGGGUGAGAGCGGGGCACAGAAGGGCAAGAGGAAAGAUGGAGCUCCAGGUUCUUCGCCUCCCCAGCUGGAAAGGCAGGAUCCUGCGGACGAGGGUGAGAGCGGGGCGUCCGGUGAAAGUCCGAAGGAAUGCAAGAAGAGGAAGCUGGAGAUGAGCAGGUUGAGCGAAGAAAGCGUCAGGGUGGUGAGAAGCCCCACCGACAUUGAGAAGAUCUCUGCCAACCUCGGAGAGGUUGUGAUUGGUCAGAAGGGGAUCGACGGCCUUCUGUUGACGGAGGAGAAGGCCUGCCCUUUGCUGCCCCAAGGAGGUGGUAUGGAUGGUGGGUACAUGAAGGAGACGGAAGCCACUGACGCAAUGAGAAAAAGACGGAAAGUUGAGAUGGCAUCGGAAGGCAGUGCCUUGGGGACACCUGAAGAGGCGGGCAUCGAGGUGGCAUCCUCUGAGAGCCAGAUAAACUCUGCCAGCACCGAGAGGACGGAUCGAGCCUGCCACGAUGCGACAGAAACAGUUGGCAACACUCCUACAGACAGCGACUGUAAAACGCCGGGUGUGGAUUUAUUGGUUAAUUCCAAAACUAACGCCGAGUCGAGCCUUUCGCCGGACAGCUGUGCGCCAGCUCAGUCUGGCAAGCAAGGAACUACCUCUGCCUUGGAAGUCAAGAGAUUGCAGGCCGGCGAAACUCUGCCAUUCAGUGAAAAGAAGGCUGUGGGUGGUGAAAGCCCAGGACAGGAAGAGGGAAGCGUUGAAGGAAAGGCAGAAGGAGUGGCAGAUAGGAAUGAAACACCUGAAUCUGCGGAGAGUGUGAAUUCUGUAUCAGGGCUAGAAGCAGAAUAGCUUUAUCCUGGAUAAGAAUGAGGUGGUUCCACUGAUUCUGGAGGCAGUUAAAAGGACUUUUUACAAGUUGAUCAGAACAGCACCAGUCCACUGCCCGUGUGUGUGUGUGUGUGUGUGUGUGUGUGUGUGUGUGUGUGUGUUGGUUCCUCUUUUUUUGUAUACUUUGUAAUGAAGCCCAAGACCUUCAUAAUGGGUUGUUUUCACUGGGGACAGACAACAAAGGCUUCGAAAUGAAACUCCCCCAGUUGUUGACUUGCAUACUUGAUCUUCUGAAUUCUCAAAUAAUGUGUGUGGGUUUUCUCCUUUACUUUAUAAAUGAUUCCAAAUAGCUCUGGUUUCGAAACGGAAAUCAUUUUUUGAGCAAGUAAAUGCCACUUUGUGGGCAAAUUUUCCAGUAUUUACUAGACGGUCCGAAAGGAAUCUAUUUGUUAAAUUAAUCUUGCUUUGUUAAAAUAAAAGUUCCUAACUUCU